This is a messenger RNA of Paramecium octaurelia, 3732 nucleotides long. The record is from the annotation of a GenBank genome assembly. NCBI's taxonomy places the organism in Eukaryota, Ciliophora, Oligohymenophorea, Peniculida, Parameciidae.
AUGGCGGACGAUGACCCAAUGACGCAGCAGGAAUAAUUAAAAGAUGAUGGGAGUGAACCAUAUGGAAAAUUUCGAAUCGCAAAGCAAAUAUUGUGUUCAAUCGCUUACAUGUGCCAAGAGAGAGUAUUUGCUGAGGAAGUAGACAAACUAGAAGAAAUUGGAGAGAGGCUGAUAGAGGUAUUAGAUGUGUAUAGUAUGAAAGGAAGGACUCUGUACGGAUUUCAAGUCAGGUUUGACAAUGAAUGAUUAAUCGGAGAGAGAGAGAGCAUUUGGACACAAUAGGAAACCCAGAAUUGAACCUAAAGGGUAUUGUGAGUUGUGGCUGGGAGCUUUGAAUGAUUUUACAAUGAAAGUUUUAUGCAUAGCAGCCAUCGUCAGUAUUAUAGUUGAUGUUUCAACUGCUGAUGAUAGUUACAGGAAAUUGGCUUGGAUUGAAGGUAAAUAAUAAAAUAAAUAAAAUAGGAUUUGCAAUAUUGGUAGCAGUGAUUAUAUCUACAAAUGCAAAUGCUGUGAAUGAUUACCAAAAAGAACGACAAUUUUAAAAAUUGAAUGAAGUAGCCGAUGAGAGAAAGAGAGUGACAGUAGUUAGGAAUGGAAAGAAGUGUGAUAUUCAUAUGAGUGAAGUGCUGGUUGGAGAUGUUGUACAAAUAUUCGAAGGAAUGGAAAUCCCUGCAGAUGGUUUUGUACUGGAAGCAUCAGAUUUGACAGCUGACGAGAGUGCUAUGACUGGAGAAACUGAUCCAAUCAAAAAAAAUGUGUUGAGUGAAUGUGUUAACAAGAGGAACUAAUUAAAAGAAGAAGGAGGACAAGUAAAUAUAAAUAUAAUUAUAUUAUUAGAACACAGCAGGCCAUCACGAUGUUCCAUCUCCAAUAAUGAUGAGUGGAACAAGAGUUCUAAGUGGUGAAGGCAAGAUGCUCAUUCUUGUUGUAGGAGACUCAUCCUGUGCUGGUAAGAUUGCAGCAUUGUUGAGAUAAGAUGAACCAGAAGGUAAAUAUAAUUAUAAGAUUUAAUAGCCACUCCUUUGUAAAUGAAGUUAACUGCAAUAGCAGAAGAUAUUGGUAAAUUUGGAUUGAUCUCAGCAAUUUUGAUUGUUUGUGUUAUGUGUUUAAGAUUUGGUAUUGAGAGAGGAUUGAAUGAUGAUUGGGAAAAUUAUAUGAUUGUUACAAUCAUUGGAUACUUUAUCAUUGGAAUCACAGUGGUCGUCGUUGCUAUUCCAGAAGGAUUGCCAUUGGCAGUUACUCUAUCAUUGGCUUAUUCAACCAAAUAAAUGCUUCAAGAUCAGAAUCUAGUCAGAAAAAUGGCAGCAUGUGAAACUAUGGGAGGAGCCUCUAUGAUUUGUUCAGACAAAACAGGAACUUUGACUCAAAACAAAAUGUCACUCGUUAAUGUGUGGAAUGAUGAUAUCAUUGAAAUAGAUACCUAUUCUGAAAAACAAUAAUUGACAUCUUAUUUCCCAUAAAACUUCUAAGAAUUCUUUAUUUAAUGUGCUGUUGUCAAUGGAUCUGCUAUGCUUAGGCCUGAACCCAAAGGUUCUAAGACAGAAAUUGCCUUAUUGGAAUUCAUCGAAAGAUGCACUAUGAAUUAUGAAGAACAAAGAGAGAAAUAUCCAGCUAGUACUAAAUUCCCCUUUAGCAGUUAAAGAAAAAGAAUGUCUAUGGUUUUAGAAUUAGAUGGAGGAAGACGUAGAUUGGUUUGUAAAGGAGCAUCAGAAAUGGUAUUGGCUGCAUGUUCAUAAUAUCAUUCUAAGGGAAAUGGAUCUAUUGUUCCCAUGAAUCAAGACUUAAAAUAGAAAGUAGAGAAAGCAAUUGAAACUAUGGCUGGCAGAGCAUUGAGAACUAUUUGUUUAGCAUACAAGGAAAUCAGUGCCAGAGAAGAUUUGACAACUAAAGAUCCAAAGGGUGUAUAUGCUGUUGAAUAAAGUGACUUAACCUUGGUUGCAGUAUUGGGAAUCAAAGAUAUUCUUAGACAAGAAGUGCCAAGAGCUAUUUAAUUAUGCAGAAGAGCAGGAAUUAAAGUUAGAAUGGUUACUGGAGAUAAUAAAAUGACUGCUAGAGCUAUUGCUAAGGAAUGUGGUAUCAUUACACCAGGAGAUGAUUAAUCUAUUGUUAUGGAAGGACCUGACUUUAUUGCUAAAAUUGGUGGUGUUGUUUGCUCAAAGUGUAGAACUGCUAUCUGCCCUUGUGCAAGAGAUAGUACUACUGCAAAGAAGGAAAAUAAGGAUGUUAGAGUUGAUACAAUUGCAAAUGCACAAGAGUUCGACAAAAUCUAUCCUCAUUUAGAUGUGUUGGCUCGUAGUAGACCUGAAGAUAAGUAUGCUUUAGUAACAGGUUUGAUUGAAAGAGGUCAUGUGGUUGCUGUUACAGGUGAUGGUACUAAUGAUGCUCCAGCUUUGAAAAAGGCAGAUGUUGGAUUUGCUAUGGGUAUUGCAGGAACUGAAGUUGCUAGAGAGGCUGCUGCUAUUAUUCUAUUGGAUGACAACUUUAAUUCAAUUGUUAAGGCUGUUAUGUGGGGUAGAAAUGUCUAUGAUAACAUCAAAAAGUUUUUGAGAUUUUAAUUGACUGCUAAUUUGGUUAGUGUGGGAUUGACAUUAAUUGGUGCUGCUGUUUUGAGUUAGGAAAUUUUGAAACCUAUUUAAUUGUUAUGGGUUAACUUGAUUAUGGAUACUCUAGGUUCUCUUGCCUUAGCCACAGAGCCACCCACUGAGAAAUUACUGUAUCGUAAACCACAUGAUAGAAAUGAGUACAUCAUCUCUAAAAAGAUGUUUAAAUUCAUUAUUGGAACUGCUUUAAUAUAAUUAGCUGUUGUUUUAUUUAUAGUGUUUGCAGGAGAUUCCUUUUUGCCUGAAUAUGCUGAUGAGUAUGAUCUUACAGCAUACAGAGGAAUAAAGAAACGAUACAAAUAUAGUGAUCAUUUGUGCAAGACUACUUAUGAAGAUCUCAAGAAAUAUUCAGAGGAAAGUGGUAGAGCUAUGACUUUGAUUCCAGAUGUCUCGGCAUCAAAGGAUGUUAAAUAGAGUGGUUAUUGUUUAUCAUCUGAAUGUGUGUGCCAUGAAGAUAAAUGUUAUGACAUCAUGUGUGAGGAAUGUGAUUUUGAAACUAGUUGCACUAUUGUAGCCAGCGGUAGAUUGAAUACUCCUGAUGGAAAAAGAGAUUAUGCAGUAUUCUAUGAAGAUACUCACGAACCUUCUCGUCAUGUAUUAAUUAAUUCAUAAACAAUUAGUUUACUUAUGUCUUUAAUGUUUUCAUUAUGCUUCAAUUAUUUAAUUUUCUCAAUAGCAGAAGAUUCAAUGAUGAAAUCAACAUUUUUGAAGGAAUCGCCAAACAUGAGGCCUUCUUAACAAUCGUACCUGUUAUUUUCUGUAUCUAAAUCCUCAUGGUAACAUUUGGUUCUAAAGCUAUUGGUCUUUAUGGUAAUUUCGGACUCAAAAUAUAACAAUGGUAAUUCUUGAAUAUAUUUGUUUAGGUUGAUCGGUAUUGGAUUCGGAUGUAUUUCAAUUAUUGGGUGUUUCUUCCUGAAAUUCAUCAAGGAAGACAUGUGUUGUGAAUGUGGUAGCAAAGAAAUCAACCCAAUGGAAACUGAACAUAAGGUUAUCGCCUUAAAGGGAGAUCAUUCCUCAGGUGGCUUAGCAAGACGUUAUUCAUCUCUUGUAAACUCAUUCAUUUAUCUUUUAGAGACACGAUUAGAAUCCUUUUAGUGCUCCUCAUCAAUAACAUUAGCAUUGAAUAAUUAUA